UAAUGCUUGCUAAUUUUUCUCCAACAAAACAAAAUAAUAUUAGUAGCCCCCAUUUUCCGGGUCUCUAUAUCCAAUCCAAUUCUUCAAUUCAUUAUCGAUGAAUCAAAGCUAAGGGUGAAACAAAUAAAAGACCUGAGAGAGGCCAGCUGGGUACGUAACACAGAAUCAAAUUAAAGUCUCAUUCUGUGGUUGAUCGAGAUAUGACGAUGGGAACGGUGGAGCCGCUGCCAAAAACCAACGCCGCCGCCGACACCAACUCUGAUGCGCAGAAGAAGAACAGGAUUCAAGUGUCCAACACCAAGAAACCCCUCUUCUUUUAUGUCAAUCUUGCUAAGAGAUACAUUCAGCAACAUAAUGAGGUUGAGCUCUCUGCUUUGGGCAUGGCAAUCACCACAGUUGUUACCGUUGCUGAGAUUCUGAAGAACAACGGAUACGCAACUGAGAAGAAGGUUAUAACAUCUACAGUUGGAGUGAAAGAUGAAGCAAAAGGCCGCAUGGUUCAGAAAGCCCGGAUUGAGAUUGUGCUAGCCAAGACGGAGAAAGUGGAUAAGCAGAUGGCUCCACAAAACAGCAACACUAAUGUAGCAACCACAGCAGGAGGAGCCCAAGAUCAGGCACCUAAGAAUAUUGGGUCCACGACGACGGUGAUGUCCGCCGCCGGCGAGGAAAACAAGGUGGCGCAGCUGCAGUAGCUUCCUAAUUCGCCGCCCACUAGCAUCAGAUGCCAGUACAAACUCAUACUUUCUGUAUCUCAGUCUAGAUAUGAGGAGGAUCGGAUCAACACCAAAAUUCCAUUAUCUUUCUUCUAUAUAUAUAUACAUAUAAUUGUAUUCACAGUCUUUAAUUUGUUAACUACUAUAAACUAUAUAUUUAUCUAUAUAUAUAAAUCUUAGAUAGCGAAGCCUUAGCGAAGCGAGCUAGGCAACUGGAUCGCCCGUUGUGUUGCGGUUAGGCUUUGUUGUAUCGUUUUUGCAAUUUUAUUCUUUAAUUUGUAUGUUCAAACCCUUGUAUCUUCUCAAGGUACAGCAUAUAUAUACACACUAAUAUACACAUGUGGUGUUUUUAUUUGUGUUCUUGUAUCACACUGGCGAAGCCAGAAAUUCUUUUCAGUCAAUCAAUAAUAUAACUUCAUAAUAUUUUUA
Messenger RNA from Ipomoea triloba (trilobed morning glory), 1142 nucleotides. RefSeq lists its product as uncharacterized. Gene Ontology annotation, molecular function: RNA binding. Lineage: Eukaryota; Viridiplantae; Streptophyta; Magnoliopsida; Solanales; Convolvulaceae. The transcript has 5 exons. The record is from RefSeq and is a predicted model, not a curated record. Gene Ontology annotation, cellular component: nucleus. The coding region runs from base 201 to 692 and encodes 163 amino acids.